Molecule: messenger RNA, 2994 nt
Organism: Chelmon rostratus (copperband butterflyfish)
Lineage: Eukaryota; Metazoa; Chordata; Actinopteri; Chaetodontiformes; Chaetodontidae
Gene: tollip
Product: toll interacting protein
Exons: 6
Coding region: 122-949 (275 amino acids)
Biological process (GO): ubiquitin-dependent protein catabolic process
Cellular component (GO): cytoplasm
Molecular function (GO): ubiquitin conjugating enzyme binding; ubiquitin binding
Source: RefSeq, a predicted model, not a curated record
CAGUGGGAGCCAUAAUAGCGCACAAAGUACAGAUCUAAGGCUGUCACUUAAUUUGCUAAAAGCGACUAAGCGAUUACAGAAGAAGAAGAGAGUCCAAUCUCCCAGACUCUGAAGAGACAACAUGGCGACCACCAUCAGCACUCAGCGGGGACAGGUGUACAUUGGGGAGCUUCCCCAGGACUUCCUGCGGAUCACUCCCACUCAACAGCAGCAGCAGGUCCAGCUGGAUGCCCAGGCAGCCAGACAGCUACAGUAUGGAGGCUCAAUAGGCACCGUGGGGAGACUCAGCAUUACUGUUGUCCAGGCCAAGCUGGCUAAGAACUAUGGUAUGACCCGGAUGGAUCCGUACUGUCGGAUCAGACUGGGCUAUGCAGUCUAUGAGACACCGACUGCUCACAAUGGAGCCAAAAACCCGCGAUGGAACAAGGUGAUCCAGUGCACGGUGCCUCCUGGGGUGGACUCCUUCUACUUGGAGAUCUUCGAUGAGAGAGCGUUCUCCAUGGACGACAGGAUAGCAUGGACUCAUGUCACCAUCCCUGAAGGCCUGAGGGAGGGCAGUGUGGUGGAUGAGUGGUUCAGUCUCAGUGGCAGACAGGGCGACGACAAGGAGGGCAUGAUCAACCUGGUGAUGUCUUUUGCUUCCUUACCAGCAGGGAUGAUGACUCAGCCUGUUGUCCUGAUGCCUUCAGUAUAUCAGCAAGGAGUAGGAUACGUGCCCAUUGCAGGAGUGCCUGCAGUCUAUAACCAGGGCAUGGUACCCAUGGCAAUGCCAGCAGCCAUGCCAGCUGUUGGGGGCCAGGGGCCAAUGUGCAGCGAGGAGGACCUGAAGGCUCUGCAAGACAUGUUCCCCAACCUGGAUAAGGAGGUGGUUCGCACCGUGCUGGAUGCACAGCAGGGUAACAAGGACGCUGCCAUCAACUCUCUGCUGCAGAUGGCUGAGGAGCUCUAACUGCAGAACACAAGCUCAUAGCGGACACGCCAACACACACACACACCCACACACAUACAAACAUAUGCACUCAAAUACACUCAAAUGCAUGUAUUUACUCAUGGAGAGACUGCCCACCCUUUGCAUACACACACAUACACCGAGUCCUCCCACACAGCAGCCAUAUCUGAGCUCCCACCAGCUCAUCUGGUAGCCACAGAGAUUUGUUUCCUCUCCCUUUAUUGACUCCUUGUUGGCCUAACAGUACAUGAAGCCUGGGCUGUCUGCUAACACACAGCUGUCUGUCACAAGUGACACUGUAUCCUUGAAACAUUGCAAAAAUUGUGUUCACUUUUGGUUUUUAGAAGUCACUGGUUUAAGAUGAUGUCAGUGGCAGAUAUUUUGGGUUUUCUUCAUGACAGGAUCAUAAAGGUUUGUAUCACAGUAGAUACUCAACUGAGUAUUGAUUUGUAAAUCUUACUGGCCCAAAUCAUUGUGUUUCUAUGAUGUUUCAACAUCACAAUCUUUCUUUCUAUCCAUGGUAACCCAUCUGUAUUCCUGAUCCCAGGGUUUGAUUUGCACUGUUUCAGCUGUAGUGAGUCAUGUUCAUUCCAUCUUCUGUUUCUGGUGAUAUUGUGAAUAAUAUGUGGAGAAUCUGUCUAUAGUAACCUGCAAUGAACUGCUUCUGUUUCAUAUGUAUCUGUAAAAUGUUUAGUGCACUCAAAAUCUGAUAAAUUAUUGUGCAUAUAUUAAAUUAUAUAGAAUUCUAUGUGCUGAUGAGAGAACUGAGAAUGAACAAAUGACCUGAGGGACUGAGGCGAAGAGGAAAUAUGCCCACCAAAGUUCUCUUUCAGAGUGAUGAGAAAAUUCCUUUGUAAAGUUUUGAUGUAAGCCAUUUUCAGUCAGUGAAGUGAGGGUGUGAAGAUGUGAUGUUAUUAAGGAAUAUCCUGUGGAGUCACUUUUUUUGAUAAAGUUUUGAUUAAGAUGCAGUGGGGGAAGAUGUCACUUCAGUCAGGAUGUUUUGAAGUGCUGCAGGAUGUUGUCUGUAGAGCUCUUGAGAUCACAGUGAGUCAGGUGAAGUGGAGUAAUUCAGUCCACUUUUAAUGCUGCUUUCACAAAUAGUUGAGCAUUGAGGUCUAAGAUGACGGUGCCAGACUUCCAUGAAAUGUGCUCUGGAUGUUCAUGACUCCUGAGCUUUACUGCAGCGCCACCAUCAGGUUAAACUUAUACAUGACAAAAAACAGAGAAGCUGAUAUGAGGAGCUCAUUCAUACUUAAUAAUUUGGUGUAAUGAACAGCAACUUCUCUCACCACAAGCAGAGCUUUACAUGUUUAGUCUUCUUUCAGCCACAGUAUUUGUAGUCCCUAAAGCUUUCCACUGACACUUGUAGGUUUCAGAGUCUUGUUGUAAAUGUGCUGCCUGCCAAAGGUUUCAUUUAAGAGAUGUCUGAUAUUUGUGACUAGUUUCACUUGUGAUUCCAAAACUAUUGAGAUUCUUAAAAUGUCACAGUCAUUUUAUUGUGUCAUGUGAUUUCACUGCUGCACAGUAUCUGGAAGUCCAGACACUUAGGUCUUAAAUUUUAUUUGCAGUGUAUAAAGUGUUAAUUUAUAAAUCCUGCUGCAAGCUGCAAAAUGUUGAGCCAGAAAACAAGAACAGGUAGAAAAGGUGUGAACAGUUGGUAUCAGGUAGCUAGGAGAACAGAAAGCCUGUUUGAGUGAGUUUUUGGACUUAUGGUGAUGAUAAUGCUCCCAACAAGACAACAUUACCCUUCAUCACCUGUUUCCAUUGUUAUCUAGAGCUUUGCUGAGAAUAUACAGAUGUUGUCAAAGAGUUCAACCUUGUGUUUUUUUGUUAAUAUUCACCAUUCAUCAGGGAUCAGUACAAAUGUCAAUGCACAUGUUCAUACUGCAGAAAUAUAAUUUUAAUAAUUUUCAUUCAAGAAAUUCUGAGCUGAAGAAAGUUUACAGCACAGUAGAAUGUUGUGACACUGAAAAAGAGCACAUGUUGGGUUAUAAAUAAUAAAACCUGACAAGAGUAAGAAGGUCUAAGUUUAAGUCUUGCAUAGU